This is a messenger RNA of Malus domestica (apple), 1364 nucleotides long. RefSeq names its product omega-amidase, chloroplastic. The record is from RefSeq and is a predicted model, not a curated record. Gene Ontology annotation, molecular function: omega-amidase activity. Gene Ontology annotation, biological process: L-glutamine metabolic process; oxaloacetate metabolic process. Lineage: Eukaryota; Viridiplantae; Streptophyta; Magnoliopsida; Rosales; Rosaceae. Gene Ontology annotation, cellular component: mitochondrion.
CAAAGCCAUCACCACCAGCAUCCGCAUCGGUCGCAGCGCAGUCCCAGAUCCGCUCUGCAAAUUUCUUGUCGGUGAUGGCGGCCGCUUACAAGCCCGAAGAAGCCAGGGUCCCGCCUGCUCUUCCCCUGCCCGCUCCUCCCGUCACCAAGUUCAAGAUUGCGCUGUGCCAAUUGUCGGUGACGCCGGAUAAGGAGAGGAACAUUGCCCACUCUCGGAAAGCCAUCGAGGACGCCGCCGCAAAGGGUGCCCAACUUGUUCUCCUCCCUGAAAUUUGGAAUGGUCCGUAUUCAAAUGACAGUUUUCCUGUUUAUGCUGAGGACAUUGAUGCGGGUGGCGAUGCAUCUCCUUCAACAGCCAUGCUGUCUGAAGUUGCUCAACGUCUUAAGAUCACCAUUGUUGGUGGAUCUAUAGUGGAGCGUUCUGGGGAUCGGUUGUACAAUACUUCCUGUGUCUUUGGCACCAAUGGAAAGCUGUUAGCUAAGCACAGGAAGAUGCAGCUAUUUGAUAUCAACGUCCCGGGGAAGAUUACCUUCACUGAAUCAAAGACUCUCACAGCAGGGCAGACUCCUACCGUUGUGGAUACAGAAGUUGGGCGUAUUGGCAUAGGUAUCUGUUAUGACAUUAAUUUUGAGGAAAUAGCAAUGAUUUAUGGAGCAAGAGGUGCUCACUUGAUAUGCUAUCCUGGGGCUUUUAACAUGACUACUGGACCGUUGCACUGGGAACUGUUGCAGAGGGCAAGGGCUACAGAUAACCAGCUAUAUGUAGCAACUUGUUCCCCUGCUCGAGAUGCUGGAGCCGGUUAUGUGGCCUGGGGCCACUCCACCCUUGUUGGACCAUUUGGAGAAGUACUGGCGACGACAGAACAUGAAGAGGCAAUAAUCAUAGCAGAGAUUGAUUAUUCAAUUAUUGAGCUUAGAAGGACAAACCUCCCCUUACUGAAGCAAAGACGAGGCGAUCUUUACCGGUUGGUAGAUGUUGAGAGGUUAAAUUCUCAAUGAUUACGUUCGGGUAGAAGAUUUGUAUUGUGCCUCAAGGAAGGAAGAAAUAAUGAGAGCUAGUGAUUAUUAAUCGAAAACUCGAAUUAUUGUCUGUAUUUAGUACCAAGGGGAAGCGAACCCUUAACAACGCACGAUGUAAACUCGAAUUAUAAUCCUUCUCCAAGAUAUUGGGGAGUUGAGAACCAGAGUUGGAAAACUCAUGAAGAUGUCUGUGGGUAAUGCCUAGGAUUACAAAAAGUUGGUUGGAUUGGACCAAGGCCGAUUCGCUCUAUGUCCAAUGUUGGUCCGACGGAUUCUUCCAACAUUGUAAAGAACGCAGUAUCGUCCCUCUCGCAAUUAUACUAUAUACCAUUUACUGUUAUUCUU